AUGUGUGGCAUCACUUGUGCGGUCGCAUUGCGGGGUCAUGGACCGUUAGCGAAGGAACGUGGAGAGUUGAGCAAAACAUUGCAAAAGAGUCUGGAUACCAUCAAGCAUCGUGGACCUGAUGCAGAUGGUCAUUGGAUCAGCGAAGAUUGUCGCGUGGCUCUUGGGCACAACAGAUUAGCGAUCGUCGACUUGAACCCAGAAGGAGAACAACCAUUCCACGAUGCAGACAAUGAUAUUCACGCUGUAGUCAACGGCGAGCUGUACGGCUAUGAAGAGAUUCGGGAUCGCCUUAGUGCCGAAGGCUACAGGUUUAAGAGCCAGUCAGACUCUGAGAUUGCACUGGCGCUUUACAAGAAGCAUGGUCUAUCGUUCCUUCCGCACUUGCGUGGAGAGUUCUCACUAUGCCUAUAUGAUUCCAAGUCUCAGGUCUUCAUUGCCGCAUGCGAUCGCUAUGCCAUCAAGCCCAUGUACUACACAAUUUUGGACGGCAAGUUGCUGAUCGCUUCCGAAAUGAAAGCAUUUCUUCCCUUUGGAUGGGAACCUGAGUGGGACGUGCAGAGCAUCAAAGACGUGGGCUGGCUGUGCGAUGGAAGAACCAUCUUCCAAGGAGUUUCGAAGAUACUGCCUGGUCACUACCUCGUCUGCAGAUCGUUCAGCACCAUCUCGCAAGACAAGUAUUGGGACGUCGACUUCAAAGACAAGCGUGAAAUCGAAACGAGAGGUGAAGAUGAGAUGAUCCAGGGUGUCCGAAAACACCUUGUUGAUGCUGUGCGAGAUCGACUUCGGGCGGAUGUACCAAUCGGAGUAUUCCUGAGCGGCGGCAUCGACUCAAGCGCAAUAGCAGGCAUGGUCAAGCAUCUGAUGGACACUGAAGGCGCACAGCUUGGCACAGCUCCAGCAUCAGAGCGGAUCAACUGCUUUAGCGUCAAGUUUAUCGGUGAAGAACACGAUGAAGAGCCGAUCGCACGUCGCACAGCUGAAUGGCUAGGAGUCAAGAUGCAUCACUGCGAGAUGACCGAGGAGAACUUUGCCGCCAACAUCGAGAACGCAGUCUGGCACAACGAAGCAGCAGUAACUGAUCUAGGCACUGUUGGCAAGUUCUUGCUUUCGAAACUUACCAGCGAUGAAGGUAUCAAGGUCGUCCUCACUGGAGAAGGAUCAGAUGAACACUUUGCGGGAUAUCGGGAGCUCCUUACGGAUUUCGUUCGCGAACCAGAUCUAUCAAGACCAAAUUCCGGAGUUCCGGAAGAAGAGCGCAUGGCAACACUCAAGAGCUUAGAGGGCUCAGAGACAUCAGGUCCAAAGGAACUUGCGACAUCGGCUGCCAUUCGUGCCCAGGUAAACAACACUUCUUUCCUUGGUUUUACGCAGACCGCUUCUCUCCGUGACCCGCUCUUUGCGCCUUGGGUUUUCAACGAGUUUGGACAGAGCGACAAACGUCUUACGGCCGUGAACGCUGUCGAUGGCCGUACCCGCGAGCUUAUGGCCAAAAAGUGGCAUCCGCUUCAUACAUCGCUGUACAUCUGGAUCAAGUCCUCUCUCGCAAACGGCCUACUUACCGUACUAGGCGACCGCUGCGAGAUGGCCCACAGUGUCGAAGGCCGUCAGCCCUUCCUCGAUCAUCGCUUAACGGAAUAUGCGAUGAAGCUUCCGCCCUCUGUAAAGCUGCGCUACGACCCUCAAACUCGCAGUUUCAGCGAGAAGUGGAUUCUCAAAGAAGCCAUGAAACCAUUCAUCACGCCUGAACUCUACGCUCGCAAAAAACACCCCUUCUCUGCUCCAGUGAAGUACAAACCCGAUGGCCCUGUCCACCAGUUGUUCCAGAGACUGAUCACGAAGGAGAAUGUCGAGGCUCUUGGGUUUCUGGAGUGGGACAAAUGCAAGGACCUGUUGCAUGAUGCGAUAUACGAUGGUGAUAGGCCAAAAUGGAGUCAAAUGAUUCUGGUGGGUCAGUUUGUGAUUCUAGGCAAGAGGUUUGGAGUCAAGAAGGCUGCGCCGGAGUUUACUACGCCAGGGGCGAACGGGGCGAUGAGAUAG
Messenger RNA from Alternaria incomplexa, 2037 nucleotides. RefSeq lists its product as uncharacterized. Gene Ontology annotation, molecular function: asparagine synthase (glutamine-hydrolyzing) activity. The record is from RefSeq and is a predicted model, not a curated record. Lineage: Eukaryota; Fungi; Ascomycota; Dothideomycetes; Pleosporales; Pleosporaceae. Gene Ontology annotation, cellular component: cytosol. Bases 1 to 2037 code for a protein of 678 amino acids. The transcript has 4 exons.